Molecule: messenger RNA, 6347 nt
Organism: Lates calcarifer (barramundi perch)
Lineage: Eukaryota; Metazoa; Chordata; Actinopteri; Centropomidae
Product: rho GTPase-activating protein 23-like
Biological process (GO): signal transduction
Molecular function (GO): protein binding
Source: RefSeq, a predicted model, not a curated record
AACACAGGUUGACUGGAGACACCUGAAAAUGAUACUGUGAUGUACUUCAAGAUUCACAUGGCAAAAGGGCAUAGAGAUGGCAUGGUGUCGUCCAAUGAGAACAGGCGCCGGCCGCUGUCAUCGGGUGAGGUGGAGGGCGUGUCAUGGCACGGCCCACGGACCAUUUUACUCCAGAAGAACUCACAGGGAUUUGGCUUCACUCUGCGCCACUUCAUUGUCUACCCACCAGAGUCCUCCCUCCACAGCUUCAAGGAUGAAGAGAAUGGAAACACCACUGGAACAGGCUGUCAGUGGUCUCGUUUGGAGCCAAUGGACACCAUCUUUGUGAAGAGUGUCAAAGAGAAUGGCCCUGCUCAACAAGCUGGACUGUGCACAGGGGACAGGCUCGUGAAGGUGAAUGGGGAAAGCAUUCUUGGGAAAACCUACUCUCAAGUGAUUGCACUGAUCCAGAACAGUGAAAACAUUCUGGAGCUCUCUAUCAUGCCAAAAGAUGAGGAUGUGUUGCAGUUGGCAUACUCCCAGGAUGCCUACCUGAAAGGCAACAAGCCAUAUUCAGGUGAGGCCCAGAACCUCCCUGAGCCUCCACCUCUCUGUUACCCCUCCACCAAACACGGCUCUGUGGCCCCCAAGCCUGGCCACAACCUCCACGGUCUCCUGGACAACUGGCAGUGCCGAUCUGGCCCCACCACCUCGCUGCUGGAUAACCAACCCCCUGCUGCUUCUACCCCCUACUCUGGCUGGCCUGGGGGUCCCGAGGAUUCCAGUGGCCACUAUCCCCCAUCGGGGCAGCACAGAGGCCGCUCCUCUUCAGCCAUCAGCGCGCUGGACUUUCAUUUUGCCAACCACAAUGCUGCCAUUGCCUCUGCAACGCUGCCUCCACCAAGGAAGAACAGCCUGCCGGCCUCCGCCCGCACCUAUGCCGACACCAUCUGCCACCAGGCUCUGUCGGAGUGGUACUACAGCCAGGCGGAGGUCGCAGAGCACAUAUCCCCCCGCCACCGCAGCAUUUCUCAGGAUCGUUUAGCGGAGCUGGGCAUGGCGCUCGGCCCCGGACCUAUGUCUGCCCCUGCAGUGUCUUCAGAGCAACGCAGGAGAGAAACCCUCCUGUACCACCACCAGGCAGCUGCUGCAUCCCAUGAUUCCUAUUGGCUAGGUGGCUGGGGUGGUGUAUCAGGACCAGGAAGCAGGUCCUGCUCAGAGAGCCUGCUGGCAGCCUAUGCCGAAUACGAGGACAACUACGGGCGUUCUGUGGAAGCGCUGGCACAGGCCUCUGCACUGGUCUCACCUCGCUACGAACACACUGCACCGAGCUCAACAACUAAAUCCAGUGAACACAUUGAUCAGAAAGCCUCGGGAUGGCAGACCCAAAUCACAGUGACAUCCCCCUUCACCACCUCCUCCACAGUGCCUCCCAGUGGCAGGCAGUCAGGUCAGCAGGUAGCUGAACCUCAGACAAGGCGAGUAAAAGAGGAAGAGCUGGUGGGGUAUAAGAGCUACAGCCCUUCUUUCUCCCACAAAGCUGGCCACCUUCUCCAGCAGGCCCAUUCAUUCAGAGAGCCCAGCUACAGCGGCCCCCAUCUCAACUGGAGCCCCAGCAGCAGGAGCAGCCCUGCAGACAGUGGGGGGGGGGUGCCCAGGCCGCAGUCCACACCUGCCCUGUCUGCUUCAGAGGAGGAGAGAGCCCAGCUGGGGGAGGACAGAGAGGUCAUCUCUCCCAUCUCCAUCAAUCAGGAGGUGGUCCUCAGGCAGAAGCCUCCUUCAGGUCGCCGGACCCCCAUUCAAGCUCUUCGACAUCCCACCUACACAAAACAUGCAGAGUCACCGGAGGCCCCUGUUCUGACACCCUCACCAGGGACCCCCUCCCCUAUGUCUGUGGGGCCUGGCCCCAACCGCAAGGCCAAUGGUAGCCUGGCACAGCAUGCAUAUGACUCUCUGUCCUCUAUUCCCUUCAUAGAUGAACCCACCAGUCCUAGUACUGACCUACAGCCCUGCUAUGUACCAGCUUCCUCUGUGGUGUCCAGUUCCCAGGCCUCCACAAUGGCCACUCUCACUCUCACCUCUGUCUCCCCGACCUCCUCCUCCAUCUCCUCCUUUGUCCAACUUCAUUUUCAGGAUUGCAGCAGUAUUAAAGGUCGUCGCUCCUCCUACCUGCUCGCCAUCACCACAGAGAGAUCCAAGUCUUGUGAUGAGGGACUCAACACCUUCAAGGAAGAAGGUCGUGUCUUCUCCAAACUACCAAAAAGGGUGAAGAGCUUUUUCACUGAUGGGUCUUUGGAGAGCCUGCGAGCUCAGGAGGAAACCCGGUCCAAGCGCCAUUCCACCUCUGAACUGGGAACCAUUACAUUCAGUGACGUACGCAAGGAGGGCUGGCUACACUACAAACAGAUCCUCACAGAGAAAGGAAAGAAAGUUGGAGGUGGCAUGCGGCCGUGGAAACGCGUCUUCACCGUGCUCCGUUCCAAUCUGCUCUUCCUCUACAAGGAUAAACGAGAGGCGGUCCUUCACGGGGCGGGGGCAGGUCCCAGCCAGGACGAGCACCCCCCGGUCAGCAUCCGCGGCUGUCUGAUUGACAUCGCCUACAGUGAAACCAAACGUAAGCACACCCUGCGGCUCACCACACAGGACUUCUGUGAGUACCUGCUGCAAGCUGAGGACCGGGACGACAUGCUGGCCUGGAUCAGGGUCAUCAGGGAGAACAGCAAGACCGACAAUGAGGAGAUUGGUUUCUCCAGACAAGCUCUCAUCAACAAAAAGCUGAACGAUUACAGGAAACACAGUCUGACAGGAAACAAGCCGGACUCCUCUCCCAGAGUCCACCGUAUGAUGCCUCCCUUCCUCCUGGCGAAGACUGACAACACCUCAGUGAACCGCUCCUCCAAACCUGAGGACAACAAGGCACUGUGGGGCAUCAACAUCAUGAAGAAAGUGAAGAAGACUGGCAGUCCCAAGGCUUUUGGUGUGCGACUGGAGGACUGUCAGCCUGCUGUUAACCACAAAUUUGUCCCUCUGAUAGUGGAGAUGUGCUGUGGUGUGGUGGAGGCCACAGGUCUGGAGUACACUGGCAUCUACCGGGUGCCCGGGAACAACGCCAUGGUGUCCAAUCUUCAGGAGCAUCUCAACAAGGGCAUGGACAUCAACACAGCUGAGGAGAGAUGGCAGGACCUGAACGUAAUCAGCAGUCUUCUGAAAUCCUUCUUCAGAAAACUGCCUGAGCCUCUGUUCACUGAUGACAAAUACAAUGACUUCAUCGAUGCCAACCGGAUAGAGGACACAGAGGACAGACUGAAGACUAUGAAGAAACUUAUCCACGACCUCCCAGAUCACUAUUACCACACCCUCAAGUUCCUGGUGGGUCACCUCAGGAGGGUGGCAGAUCACUCAGAAAAGAAUAAGAUGGAGCCUAGAAACCUAGCUCUGGUGUUUGGUCCCACUCUGGUGAGGACGUCAGAGGAUAACAUGACCGAAAUGGUUACUCACAUGCCUGACCGCUACAAGAUAGUGGAGACACUCAUCCUGCAUUAUGACUGGUUCUUCAGUGAUGGAGGGCUCGAUAAGGAAGAGAAGGCCCCAGAAGAUAAGCGGGACAUGCAGCCUGUGCCCAACAUUGACCACCUGCUGUCCAACAUUGGCAGGCCGGGUAUGCCAGGAGAGGCAUCAGAUUCCACCACCAGUGAUUCACUUAAGUCAAAGCAUUCUUUGGGCUCCAAGAGAGACAUGAACGCCAGGGACUUCCUGCCCAAGUCCAUCAUCUCUGCUGUUACCCGCAAACGUAAGAAAUGCCUCAGUACCUACCUGCCAGGCAGCAGUGCUGACGAGGACUCUGAGCAUGAACCAAUCAAAGCGAGCAACUAUGGGGGAGGAGACGGAGGGGGAGGGGAAGAGAAAGAGGACAGAGGAGACGAGGAGGCAGACAAGAGAGAGCAUGUCAUUCCUAAAAUAGAAAAAUGGGAUGGAAAAGGAAAUGGGGUGAAAGAUGGAGAGACGGCUAAGAGAAAUGACUCAUUGGUGGCAGGAGAAGAGGCUGAAAAGGACGCUGGGGAGGAAACAGGUGAUGGCACAAAAAAAUUGGAAAGGGAGGGCAGUCAAAGAGCAACCCUGUCUGGUACCCCUCUACGUCCAAACAGUUUUCUCUACUCACACCAUCAAAUCUCCACAUACCCAAGACCCUCACCUGUGAUUAAUCCACCUUCCUACUUUAGACCUGACAAUCUGGCAAGUGGACGCCCCACAGUCCCUUUCUGGAUCUCCCCCACCAGGCUUCCCGGUCUGUACCAUGCCUGUAGCUUUAAGGGUACCCAGCAGGCAGGCUGGUCCCAACCACCGCUGGUCCGCUACAGGAAGACCAGAGGUGGGAGGACCAGGGCUGUGUCUAUGAAUCUAGACCUUGAGAUGAGCAGGAAUGAGGACAGAGUCAGAGGGUGGAUAACAGAGAGGGUGGAGGUGAUCAGAGUCAUUGAGGGAGCACCAGGUCAGCAUGGAUGUGUUGGGGUUCCUCAGGGAUCAGUUGUAGGCCCCAAGUCAAUUCAGAAAAUAGAUCCCAUCCCUGGUCUUGCCCAGAGGGCUCCCCCUCUCUCCCCUUCCUCUUCAGGAUGGGUAGAUCAGAAUAGCCCAGGAUCCUCCACUGUGGUCCUAAGGAGAUCGGCCCUGGAACCACGGGACAAGAUGAGAGCAUGGCGUCGUCAUACAGUGGUAGUUUAAACGUGUUUCAUCUACUAAUGCAGUACCAAGGAUUGUCCAUCUAACACUGGAUCACCUGUGUCACUGUUUCUAAAGCCAAGUGUCUGUCAUGGUAUGUGGGAGAUCUCUGCUGUCUCAAGACAGGAUUGGAUUGGAUUGGGUUGAAAUGGAUUGGACUGGAUUUGUGAUAUCGUUGGAGAUGCAAUCCCAUAGUGAAGGAAUCCCUUGACACUGUGAGCAGUUGAUGAGUUUCAUUCCAAAAUGAGAUCACCACCAUUAGAAAAAUGUGAAACUUACACUGAAAAGAAGACAGUAAUUCUACUGCUUUUGAAGCUAGUCAUUUAAUCCUUAAUUCACAAAACGGCUACAUACGUAAUUAUCCCGUCCUUUUAUACUGUUCAAAGAUCAUUAGGGUUGAAUACCAGGAGCUGAGACCCUGGUAUUUCCUGGCACCUGCAGGACCACAUAUGUUAGAACAGGGGUGUCAAACUCAGUUUCAUCCCAGGCCACAUCAGCAUUAUGGAUGACCUCUAAGGGCCAGUUGUAACUGUAAAACUAUAUAAAUGUAUCUUCUCUCUCAUAUCACAUAAUUGCUUCUGCAUUCAAUUAUUAUUAGUUUGAAUGAUAAUUUAAUUAAUAACUAGCUUUGAAAGGUAAGUUAUCAGGGGUGUGUGGCCGUUGCUUUUUUGCUUUUUUCUCUUUCACCAGUCCAACCAGUCCAGUUCUCUCACCGCAUACGGCAGGCUCAGCAUCGAUAAUAAGCCCGACCAACUUGACCUGGGAUAAUUUCAUUUUACUUACGAACUACUCCACCUCACUGAAAAUGUCCCUCUACCUUGUUGAGCACUGCCACUGCCUCAUAGCAAAGAAGACAUACCGGCUUGUCUCCAUUAAGCAAAAACAUGUAUUUGCUUUUACUUUUUUCCCCCAACCCCAUCACUGGCUAAAUAAAAAAAAAUGCUGUAGGAAAUUGCUGAUAUUGAGACACUGCCAUCCAGUGGCUAGAAGCUUUCAUUCAUUCAUUCAGGUAACAAAAUCAAGAUGAAUUCAGUCUACUUCUGUAAAGCAGCACAGGAUUGUAAUUUACAAUAAUCAUACUUUUUGAACGCUCUCGCUCGUGGGCCUUGAGUUUGACACCCCUGAGUUAGAAGGAAGGCACAGUCACACCAGAGAGUGGCCCAGUGAAGUUCAUUCCUGAGUCCUGGUAAAGUAGAUGGUGCUAGAAGUUUGGUGAUGUAGUGUGUAUUCACAACAUAGUUGGUGCACUAUUAUAGCUCGCAAGCUAACAGGCUAUUCAGGGCCAUGUUAGUUCUCAGUUACAGUAGUUCUCUGAGCUAGGUAGCCUGUUAAUUAACUGUUAGCUUGAUUGCUAACAGGAAGUAUGCUCACACAGUGUAUAACCAUCUGAAAAUCCAUUCCCUUUCUGUGGAGCAUUUUCCUCGUGCAGAGGGUGAAAAAAGUGAGCAGUUUAACACAGCUAACAAAGUCCAACCGCUUCCACUGUCUGGGCUCUGACCCUCCAUUCCCUCAAAGCUCAGAAUUAUUAGGAUAAAUUACUAUUGGUCAGAAGGGCAAAGUAGUUUCUGAUUCAUUUCACUCCAGUGAGUGAAUCCACAGCAUUUCCAUUCAAAUAAAUUAAAAUUGUUGCAAAAUUCAGCAGUUUUAAAUGC